Messenger RNA from Myripristis murdjan (pinecone soldierfish), 3669 nucleotides. RefSeq names its product Ras and Rab interactor-like (gene rinl). The transcript has 11 exons. The record is from RefSeq and is a predicted model, not a curated record. NCBI's taxonomy places the organism in Eukaryota, Metazoa, Chordata, Actinopteri, Holocentriformes, Holocentridae. Gene Ontology annotation, cellular component: cytosol; endocytic vesicle. Gene Ontology annotation, biological process: vesicle-mediated transport. Bases 256 to 2625 code for a protein of 789 amino acids. Gene Ontology annotation, molecular function: small GTPase binding; guanyl-nucleotide exchange factor activity.
ACGCCUUAUUUUUGAAAAAGCUUUUAAUAACAUGCAGAUAAUUACAGCCAUCAGCUUGUCAGGGCUGUAUUUCUGAAGUGUGUGACCUUCCUGCUUUUUAGCCCAGUUAUUUUGAGCUCUUAAGCAACAGCGGGCCACUGCAGAGGGGAAGGGCUCAAGAGACUAAAGACAUUGCAACAUGAGAAAUUUGCAGCUUUGGUAGGGGAGAGAAGGAGUCUCACAUCAACUACUUCUAUCUGCCAACUUUCCGACCAAAUGGCGGUUCACAGUCCGGUCAAUGGGAUGACUGCCAUCCCGUGGAGGGGCAGCAGGAGGAGACAGUCCCUCGUGUCCGUCCUGGAGAAGCUGAGGGGCUGUCAGGACGCCUGGUGCCCCGGAGCCCCGUGGGACAGAGAAGGGGCCCACGCUGCACUGUGGGGAAGGCCUGCGGGGAGUUUCCUUUUGCUGAAAGACGCGGAGACAUCCCAGCCCAGCCUGCUGUGUGUGUCGACAGGACGAGAGACGGAGGAAGUUGUUGAUUACCCUAUGAAAUGCACUGGCACAGUCUUCCAGCUGUCUGAUUCUCAUCUGAGUUUCUCCGACCUGGCUCAGCUGGUGCUUUUCUACUCUUUUACCAGGGAUGUGCUCUCUGUUUGUCUGUCCAUUCCUCCGUGGAUCUACAGUGUAACAGAGCAGACAAAAGCGCGUCUCUCUCAACUUGGGCCCAAAGCCUGGCUCUGUGCGCCUACUGACCUGCAGACUGAACACAUAACCCAGAACGUGCCAAGCACUCUCAUGUGCUCAAUACAGCUGACGUCGGCCAAUGGAGCACUGUGUGUCAUCAACCCCCUCUACCUAAGGGAGCACGGAGAUGACUGGCUGACACACCAACCAGCCACUUAUUUCAAACGAGAGCGGCGUCUCAGCACCACCAGACCAUGGGGAGGGGCGGGGCUAGUGAGCAAACGAGCCCUCUCAUUGGACCAGGAACAUUCUGCUGCCAGUGCUGAGAGCUCAGGUCUAAUCAGAGCCCAGUCAGCUGAUAAUUCGCAAUGCACCCCCACCCCACCAACACCAACCCCCCCAGAAGGGGUGGUGCUCAGACGGCCCAGCCGAGAUUCUACAUCUGUUUUCCCCAGGAGAGCAGAAAGCCUGAGCAGCCCCACCCCUCCAGCCACCCCCUCCACCUGUGGCGCUUCCCCUUGUUCGCUCUUUGAGCAGCAGCAGCCGCAUGGCAGCUCCGUCCCGCAGUCUCCCCACAGGGUGUCCUGGAUCGAGGAUGGAGUCUGGCUGGCCCCACCGAGGCCCCCAUCCCUACUCCACCCCCCUUCACUAGAGCUUGACUCACUGUCCAUCAGCAGCAUAGAGGAAGAGCAGGAGAGUCAGGUGUCAAGCCCCUCCCCCUACCAGCCAUCGGCGCACCGCCUGGCCGACAAGGUCAUCCACCGCAUCUCAGUGGUGGGGCAGGUGAUUGGCGGACUGGUGUGUCAGCAGAAGAGAUUGACCAACAGGGUGCUGGAGCUGAGCGAGCGCAAAAGUGGGACAUUCACAGAGGCUCUGAAAGGAUUUGUGGAGACAACACUGAAUCUAGGAAUCGAUCCCAACGGGGCCACAGGGUCAGAGUACUUACAGGAAGUGAGGUCACUGCUCACGACACUUAGGGAAACGCUACUGGACUGUACAGAAAUCCAGACACUGUUGGACAGCAUGACUGACACAUCAGACCAGGAUAUAGACUCCAUGGUGGAGCGCUCCCUCCACAAGGUGGCUCUGAAGCCCAUCUACUCCCACCUCUACUCCUCCCUCCAGAUCUCUCGCUGCAACGACGGCAGCCAGAAGCAUCUCCAGGACAAUCAGCGGGUGCUGGAGGGACGAAGCGUGGACGAUCUUGGGGGGUCAGCGGGGGCCGGCGUGCCUGACCCCCCCACACUAGAGCGCAUACAGCAGAGGUGGAUUAAAAUGCACACCGCCUACUCACCAAGCAAGAAGGUCGAAUUCCUGCUCAAAAACAGCAAGACCAUCUACCACAGCAUGAGCGCCAAUGCAAAGCCAGGCGUGGUGUUUGGAGCAGAUGACUUUCUGCCGUGCCUGACGUGGGUGCUGCUCCGUAGCAACGUGGUCACCUUACAGCUAGACACCGACUACAUGAUGGAGCUGCUGGAUCCCAUGCAGCUGCAGGGAGAGGGUGGCUACUACCUGACAUCUCUAUACGCCUCCCUCUACUACAUCAGCAGCUUCCAGCCUCGCUUGGCUGUCCGCCAGCUCAGCGUCGAAGCCCAGCAGUCUAUCAGCCAAUGGCAUCGCAGGCGCACCCUGCACUGCAACCAGUCGCGUCGCAGCAAGCAUCGCCGGACAAUUCGCAGGCAUGCAAACAGAGAGAGGGGUGAGAAGAACCCUGAGACGGAGACAGGAAGUCAACAGGAAGAUGAAAGCGAUUCUAUUGAAGUAGCUAAUUCAAAGAAGCAGACACGAUGCAGCUCAGAGGCUGUGGAGCCAGUGAGGGGCGAGGUGGGCCGAGGACAAGAAGCAGAGAAUCAAUCGAAUCUUUCUGCUCCAGCAUCACAGCAAGAGAUGAUACUAGGCAAAGAAAAGAAUGAUAGGCUGUCUGGUUGUGCAGCAGGAGAGGAGGACCAUGGAGAAACAUGAGGGACAAGGAAGGAAGGAGAGAGCUGAGGGUGGACCCUCCUUUUUAUUAUCAUAGCAUCCUGUGAACCAAACUUAGAGAUACACCAAGCAGACAAGCGCUGAAUGGGACAAACUGUCUCUCAAUUGUUCUGCCACAUACUGUACACACCCAGGAUGUUCCCUCCUCACUUUGAAGGACCAGUUCACCCAAAAUUCAAAAAAGAUAUUUGCCCACCGAGCACAGUCUACCCAUCCAGAUAGAUUCUGUGUUACUCGGCUGAUUUUGUAUUUCUUUGGGGGCAAAGAGAUAAAGUUUGCUGGUAUUCUUCAACUGGAAGUAGCAAAACACUCAACAAAGCUCUUCACCCCUGAGGGCUGUGCAUUUUGCCGGGUAUCUGUGUCAUUGUUUUUGGAAAGCUAUUGAGUUUUUCACAUGUAAAAUUUUUUGAUGGUUUGAGCUCCACAAAACAAAUACCCAUCCAGGCUCAUUUUACUGGGGUGAAGGGAAAGAGGGAUCAGGACAGGAUGGGAACCUUGCCAAAUCACAUGGGAAGUAUCUUGAUGAACAGACUGCAGUAAAGUUAAAUGGGGAAAUAUCUUUAUUUGUAUUUGUGGCGAACUGUUCCUUUUACCCGUGGGUGUCAGUUGGUUAUGGCAAGUUGUGGUACAUGUCAUAUUGCAGCCUGGCCGAGUCCAGAAUUUAUCUCGUAGUUUAUUAUUAGAAAGGAGUGCAAUAAUGUUGCAAAAAUUACCUGUUAAAAAAAAAAAGCCUGUUAGGAAGGAGCUAAUCUUACCUUUAAGCUGAUAGUUUUGUGACUUACAUCUCAUAACUGAUCACAUUGAUCAAUUAAUAAUAAUGUUAUGUCAGCCACCAGUCAUAGCUGCCCUUUUCACCAGAGGUUUAUUAAUCAUAAGCAGGUUUAGGUGUGUUUGUCACAGGUGCUUUAGGGACUUUGUCAUGUUUUAGGCUUUACUGAACUGACCGCCCUUUAUAAAUCUGAUCUGGGUGAGUUAAGUCUGUUGAAAAUAUCAUUAAAUACAAGUCUAGCUUUUUUUAAUAUAGCU